AUGAAAAACGAAGAAAAUCGAAAUUCGGAGAUACAUGUGAUAACAGUUUGUCUCACUAUUUACUGUGCAUUAUCAAAAGAGAAUGAAAACAGAAAUGUUGAUUCAGACUCUAAUUUGAGGCAAGCACUGCUCAAAGCUUUAACAGAAUUGGAGAACGAAGAGAAAGAUCGAAACGAAAAUAGUGUACAAAACGAUUCGAAUGAAAAUGUGGUAGAAAAGGCUUCAGCUUUAUCACUUUCAAUAAUUUCCAAUGGAGAAACAUCAGCAGCAUCUCAAACGUCUCCAUCUUCUACAACAGAAAACGUUAUAACGAGCUCUACAUCAGAAUCAUAUAAAGUACUUCUUCAAAAAAGCCAAGCACUCCGACAAGAAACCAUAACGACUAUAGAAAAGAAAGAAGAAGACGACGAAAGUAUUUUAACGAGUGCUUCUAGUAAUUUUGGAGAUCAACAAUUUGGUAAAGUAAAUCAAGCUAAAAAGAGCGAAAGAUUUACUAAUCAAAAUUCAAUAACAUUCAACGAAAAACCAUCAACUAAAAUCAACAAAGUGGAAACAACUUCAUUAGCUCCAAUAGUUUCUACUGAAGAAAACGAAGCUAAGGUAGAAAAUGUACAAUUCUUCUCGGCUCCUUUAGUAGCGGCAUUCACCGUUCACCAGGACGAAUUAGGUUUACCGAAAAAAGUUGAAUCUAUAUAUCGAUCCUCUGAACAAGCGAAACUAGCUCAACUACAUAAAUUAGAGGAAUUGGGAAGACAACAAGAAAAAUUUCAACUACAGCAAAAGCAGAAAGCUUUAGAAGACGAAAUAUACAGAUUGAAUUUGAAUUUAAAACAACAACAACAGUUUUUCUUAAGACAACAAGAAGAACUUCGUACUAGAAGUAAUAUCCAACCGUUUAUUCCGAUUUCUACGCCUUUAUUGACCACCCCGACACCUCUGUUGAAUCUAGUUCAACAACCUCCUCUUCUAUCUUCACCUAAUCAAGUGUUUAAAUCUCAAAGUGUAGCAUUACAACCUAGUUUAUCAUUGGACCCUAUCGUUCAAGUAGGAAAACUACCACUGAACGGUCAAUUUCUUCCGGUUAAGGCGCCACAAGAUUUCAGGACACCUUUCCCUACCUUAAAUAAUUUCUCUCCUCAAACGUCGAGCUUCAAUCAACAAUUUCCCAACUUUAAUCAGAAUAAUCAAAACGGUAACAGGUUCUUUAGACAAAAUACUGGUUUCGGUAACUUUGGCGUCAACGAUUUUAGCAAAAAUACAAAUUCGUUUUCAUUUACACCUUCCCAACAGAUAAAUUUCGAUAAUUCAGUUGAUGGUAACAGAUUCUUUAGGCCCAAUCAAGAAUCUGCUUUAACCAGACCACAAUUCUUACAACCACCUCAACCGACUCAGUUGCAAAAUAAUCGAUUCCUAAGAUCAAACGAUCAAUUGAAAAAUUUACUUUACAACUCUGGUGCUUUGAGAGGAAAAUCCCAUGAAGAUCUUAGUUUGAUAAGCAAAGUAUUGUCAUUGAAUCAUUUCAAUGGACGUAAUCCAGGAAUUUCUCUAAGACCCGAGCUUCAACCGCCAUAUGUGGGACGUUUUUGA
This is a messenger RNA of Diorhabda sublineata, 1587 nucleotides long. RefSeq lists its product as uncharacterized. The record is from RefSeq and is a predicted model, not a curated record. NCBI's taxonomy places the organism in Eukaryota, Metazoa, Arthropoda, Insecta, Coleoptera, Chrysomelidae. The transcript has 3 exons. Bases 1 to 1587 code for a protein of 528 amino acids.